Molecule: messenger RNA, 1361 nt
Organism: Rubroshorea leprosula
Lineage: Eukaryota; Viridiplantae; Streptophyta; Magnoliopsida; Malvales; Dipterocarpaceae
Source: the annotation of a GenBank genome assembly
GUUUGAAACAAAAUAAUUAUCUCUUGUGGCAUACCCAAAUGCUUGGCUUAGUUGAGAGUCAAGACAUGUAUGGCUUUCUUAAUGGAGAAACUCCUAUGCCAAAGCCUUGUGUCACUAGUGCUGAUGAUGGUGUGACCAAAGAUCAGCCAAAUCCUGACUUUGUAGCAUGGAAACGGUCUGACCGUCUCCUUCGAGGAUGGAUAAAUGGGACUUUGAGUGAGGAGGUCCUUGGACUUGCAGUCGGUCUUGAAACGUCUGCAGAAAUAUGGAAUGCAUUAGAGGAAGCAUUUGCACACUCUUCACAAGAGCAAGAGUUUCAAUUGAAUCAAUCAAUGACGACAAUGCGCAAAGGUAAUGAUUCAAUCCACGAAUAUAUUCGUAAGUUUAAAACUACUUGUGAUGAACUUGCAGCUAUUGGGAAACCUAUGCCGGAUAAGAACAAAGUCUUCUGGCUACUUCAAGGCUUAGGCAAGGAAUAUGAAAAUUUUGUGACAACAAUGCUCAAACCUCCAGUACCUUCAUAUCAUGAACUUGUGCCACUUCUUAAGAGUCAUGAGGCCCGGACUCAACUUCAUGAUUCUAGUGCUCAAGAAGUCCCUCAAAUGGCUUUCUACAGCAAGCAAACUAAUGGGGGUGCCACAUCGAACUUCAGAAAGGAAGCCAACAAAUCAUUUCCUAGCACAAGAAAUUGGCACAGUGAACCACCAAGUCCAAAUAAGAACAAUUCAAGUUCAAGGGUGGUGGGUGAAAUCAAGAACAAAGUUGCUUGCCAAAUUUGUGGGAAAAGGAAUCAUACUGCCUUGAAAUGCUUCAACAGAUUCAAUCAUGCGUAUCAAGGUGAUCACCCUCCUACUGCUUUGGCUGCUCUAACCAUUACUGCAAAUGAUGAUGAUGAUUCAGAAUGGCAUCUUGACAGUGGAGCUUCUGGUCACAUGACUGCAAAUCCAGAGACCAUGGAAUCAACAAUAAGCCAGCCGACCGAGUUGACUCAAUCUCAUAAUGUGAAAUCAUGCACUGGACAAUUGAAUCCAUCUCAAGAUGGCCAUCAUGAUGAUGAUUUACCUUCCAUACACGUGGAAAUGGAGACAAAUCAAAAUGGUGCUCAAAAUUCAAGCCUCCCUCCAAAUAAUUCUGAUGAUCAAUUCACGAGUUCCAACAGACCAGAAGUUGAAUUGUCUCGCACUCAUAACAUGGUUACUCGAGCUCAACGAGGAAUCACCAAGCCGAACCCUCGAUAUGCCUACCUUCACAAAGAAAUUCCAACAUAACAAAAAACCGUGAUAUCGGCAUUGAAGAACGAUGGGUGGAAAGCUGCCAUGCAUGAAGAACUACAUGCUUUAAAAUAAAUGAUACAUGGGAUC